Molecule: messenger RNA, 2838 nt
Organism: Diaporthe citri
Lineage: Eukaryota; Fungi; Ascomycota; Sordariomycetes; Diaporthales; Diaporthaceae
Exons: 11
Coding region: 1-2838 (945 amino acids)
Biological process (GO): wybutosine biosynthetic process; tRNA methylation
Molecular function (GO): protein binding; tRNA methyltransferase activity
Source: RefSeq, a predicted model, not a curated record
AUGCUGAUAUACACCAACAAUAGCAGUAUUGUCUCAAAACGAAGUGUUGAGCGUCUCUACUACCCAGAUGAACCGCAUUUUUUCCGAUACUUCGUCCGCAAAUUCCAGCGUAGAGCCCCGCUCAUCAACAGAGGCUACCAUCUGAGGCUUCAUGUCAUCGACGUGACCUUGCGUGACUUUCUGCGUCAGCCCUCGGAAAAGAGAAAGGUCAUCGUGAACCUAGGCUGCGGGAGUGAUGUUGUUCCCUGGCAGUGCUGGACUCGCUACCCCGAGCAUUGCAGUUCAUCCCAGGCCGUCUUUUUCGACGUGGACUUCAACGAACUGGCCCGGCGGAAGCGUCAGGUUAUCCUUGAGACGCCGGAGCUUGCCUCGCAGCUGUCAGAAGUUCAGGCCGGGGAAGACACGCUUUAUCCAAACUUGUUGCUGCGGAGCAAGUGCUAUCACCUCGUGGGCUGCGAUCUUCGGCGAAGCGCCGAGCUGCAGCAAGCGCUGAGUUCGGUUUUAGACCCUAAAAAGUGCAUUUUCCUAUUUAUUGCGGAAGUGUCGAUCACGUAUAUGGAGAAGAUUUCGGCAGACGCUUUGAUACAAUGGGCGAGCAGCCUCGGCCAAGCUGAAUUCUGUCUACUCGAACAGAUACUUCCCGACGGACCCGGCCAUCCCUUUGCUCGUACUAUGAUGGAUCAUUUCAAUAAGCUCUCAACGCCCAUCAAGUCAGUGGCUACCUACCCGGAUGUGCCUACCCAGUGCGCGCGGUUCGCGGGCAGGGGUUGGUCAGACGUCAAGGCUCAAUCUUUAUGGUCGGCCUGGAAUGAUGAUCUUUUCCUGUCUGCAGAUGACCGGCGGAAGCUGGAUGAAGUCGAGCCGUUUGACGAGUGGGAAGAGUUCUGUCUCUUCGCUAGUCACUAUCUCAUUCUGCACGCCGCAAACUAUGGCAAGGAGCGCGUGAGGCCGUGUUCAGCAGACAGCUCUCCUGAGCCCCUGAGCAUCGAGGCCACUACGACUUACAAGCCACUCACCGGCCAUCUUGGUCUUCGUCGAUUUGGCGCAGCCUUGAUCGCGAGCGAUACCCUUGGCAGAACGUCCAUCUUGAACUGCAUGGGUCUUGGCCCCACCACUCGUCUUCCGUCGUACGACAUCUAUAAGCUUUACGGCUCCGGCGUCGACAUCAGGGCGAAGCCUACAGGGCCCUCGAGCCGAGGAAAGUCAGGGGCGACGACUAUCUCCAGCGCGGUCAUGGUGUUCGACCCAGACAAGGGCUGGGUGACGUGUGCAGUCAACGGCUCACCUGCACCACGGCCGGUCUUUGGCGCCAUGCUCACGUGCUCUGGGCGUGAGCAAGAGGGCAUACCCACUUUCCAUGGUUUCCUCAUCGGGGGUGUGUCGGAUGGUGUUAUACAGAGCCAGAUAUUGGCCUGGGAUCUUGUCCUGAGUGAUCACGAGGCCCCUUCAAUUACUUUCAAGCCGGUCGAGACAGAUGAGGCCUCUUCCACACUCCUGCCUCGCUUCGGUGCCACAUGCGUCCAACAAGAAGACUGCUUGGUUGUCCUGGGCGGCGUCGGCCAGGAUGGAGUAAUUCCACAGACACAGGAAGUACUGCUGUGCUCUAUGUUUGGCUCCAAAAUACAGGUCACAGGGUGCAUUCCUCUCUCGGAUGCCGGGGAGGGCCAGGAGAUCCCCAGACCACUGAUCGUGGGAUCAUCCGUUGUGUCCCCGCAGAAUGGGCAAAUCGUCAUCCUUGGCGGUGGUGCGACGUGUUUCUCUAUGGGAUCAUUCUGGACCAGGGGCUCGUACACCCUAUCUGUUAAGAGCUUAAGCCGUGGCAUGUCGCCUCGCCCUUUGCCACGCCGAACAGGUUGGGAGUUUUCGGGCAUUGGUGAGAUAGACCCGCGGCCCUCGAUCGCCCCAGACCGGGGCUUGGACAGCCAACCGGCUGAAGUCAGGCCAAUCCCCCGUGUCAAUGUUUCGUCGAAGGAGUCGUUUGAGCACAUUGUCCAGCAAGGAUCACCCGUCUUGAUGGAGGGGUUGGACAUUGGCGUUUGCCGCAGCAAGUGGACACUGGACUAUCUCGCGGAACAGGUGGGAGAACGCCAGGUUGUUGUGCAUGAUUGCAACGUUCGAAAUAUGGAUUUCAGCGCAAAAAACUUCCGGUACACCUCGAUGGCAUUUGGUGACUUCGCCAGAGAGGUUCGCAACGGCGCACGUGUCUAUCUGAGAGCUUUAUCUGCUGAUGCUCCCGCCAACCAACCCGCAAAUCUGGCCCACGACUUUCCUUCGCUGGCUGCUGACUUCAGGCUUCCCGAGGCGCUGAAUAUGUGCUUGGAGAACAUGCACAGCUCCGUACUUCGAGUUUCUGGCCAGGUGGAUAUGUGGCUGCAUUAUGAUGUCCAGGCAAACGUCUACUGCCAGGUCAGCGGGUCGAAGAGGAUGAUUCUCUUCCCGCCUGCAGACGUGGUCAAAAUGUCCUUUGCGCCGGGAUCCUCAAGCUCGAGCACCGAUGUGUUCAGCUGUCUUGGCUCCCUGGCUCUUGGCGGCACUCAUCCGUGGGAGGCAAACCUGAACGCAGGCGAUGUGCUGUUCUUGCCGCCUCUCUGGUUGCACACGGCCACGCCCACUAGCAACGCCAGUGUUGCGGUCAACGUCUUCUUCCGCAACCUGGAGUCUGGCUAUUCUGCCGGACGCGACGUGUACGGGAACAGGGACCUUGCGGCUUACGAGAAGGGCCGGCAGGAGAUUGCUCGCAUCUCGAAGGCAUUCGAUGGGGCUCCCGUGGAGGCCAGGCAGUUCUACAUGCUCAGGCUCGCCGGGGAGCUCGCCGAGGCUGCUCGAGCUGAUCAAUAG